AUGAUUCACUCAAGCUCGACAAACAAAGCUAUCACGGCGGAUAGAAACUCACUUUAUACACUGGAUGGGGUCAAUGUCGAGAAAUGGAGCGAAAACGGCUGGACCAGGAUCGAUGGCAACCCCAUAAACGUGCAGAUUGCUGGAGGUGACGCUGGCCUCUUCCUGCGUCAAAAGGACGGGGCGAUUUGGAAAUAUGAUGGCAGCGCGAAGAAAUGGUCACGGAUCUUUGGAGAAGCAACAGGAACUUUUGACAGCGUUCAUAUUGCUGUGGCUAGCUCCGCCUAUCGGGUGAACAGCAAGGGUGAGAUCUUUAUCUACCGCGAUAAUGGACGCUGGGAUCGGAUCAAGGGCGAAGACCCCCAUCCUAGCCCACCGUCCCAAACUGGUGUUGCACUAGCAGCUGUUUACAACGGAGGCUAUGGAAACACUGCACAAAUCCUCCUCUGUAUUGGGAACAGCGCUGCCGGACAGAGCGGCCUCAUUGAAACUGAGAACCUCGCCAUUGAACAGGGAAUUGCAGUUGCACCGCGUCACUAUAUCUUUCGUGAGCAUUUUCUGUUGGCAGGACCGCAUUCCAACCCGGCCAAACUUGAUCUAGAGGCGGAUAUCUUACAUCAGUUCUCCACUUUGUAUACAGCAGCAGAGGCUGGAAACACCACACCCUCUGUUCGAUUCCUUAGUUGCUAUGACAAGUCCGCCACUAGCAUUAAGGAUUCCGAACUUUGGAUCAAGAUUGGACAGAUCCCCUGGGCAAUGAAGUACUCAAACUGGUACCACCAGUUCAUAGCAUACCCUAUCCAGGCUCUGUCAGCGGCUGCCGCCCUUCAGGAGUACACCUUGACAGAUUUCGGAACUUACCUGUCUGUGGAUGAAACUGUUCGCAAACAGCUGACGAUCUUCAAACGUGGCCAAGAUGAUCCAGCCGACUUGCUUCUCAUGCCGGCCCAUUUGCUGGUAGGCGCCAACGCUCAGGAUCUCACUCUAGCGAAGGAUUUUGCUGCAUGGGCAACAGGAAAAGAAGGGCAGGCUGUGAUUGCAAACUUCAUCAAAAUUAGUCAAAAGGUUUAUUCACCUGCACCUUGA
This is a messenger RNA of Penicillium expansum, 1083 nucleotides long. RefSeq lists its product as uncharacterized. Lineage: Eukaryota; Fungi; Ascomycota; Eurotiomycetes; Eurotiales; Aspergillaceae. The record is from RefSeq and is a predicted model, not a curated record. The transcript has 2 exons. The coding region runs from base 1 to 1083 and encodes 360 amino acids.